Molecule: messenger RNA, 599 nt
Organism: Drosophila willistoni
Lineage: Eukaryota; Metazoa; Arthropoda; Insecta; Diptera; Drosophilidae
Exons: 3
Coding region: 10-558 (182 amino acids)
Source: RefSeq, a predicted model, not a curated record
CAAUUGAUCAUGCAAUCCGGAAAGCCAUUGGUUACGAAGCUCCCAAUCUCAGCUACCGUAUACGAGCAAAAGGCUGAGCUUCAGAGCCUUCUCAAUAUUGAGCCGGAAACAUUGGAGAUUUCUGCAUCUGAUGUAACGUGUGCCGAUUCAGAUCUUUUAAUAGAAGUUGCUGGUCUAGGCAAAAACAAACAAAUUAAGCCGGUUGUGUCUUGCUAUGAAGGCAACAAUUUUGUGGGCUUGAUACUAUUUUCCCUUGGGGGCGAGGAUUUCGCCGAUCCAUUAGUCGAUAAUUCGGUGUCAGACUCAAGUAUCGAAGAUAGUGAAUCUUCCGUCAUUGAGCUAUCCUCGGGAUCUAGUGGCGGAUCCGUCCAGCCAUCCACUAUUUAUUGCAAGCGAGGUAUUAAACGAAAAGCCCAAGGACAUGAAAUAAACAUAGAGACUAACCGGAUCAAAUAUGUUCUCGAAUCCAGUGAGGAGAGUCUAGAAAACCACUCGUAUGGAGAUAUGCAGGAGGCAUGCGAUAUGGGAGGCUGCGGAAUAAAGUCCCGACCCGGUUAAACAUGAAAUCGAAAUGGAACCUGAUGUUAUAAAUGGUCAGC